This is a messenger RNA of Toxoplasma gondii ME49, 5918 nucleotides long. RefSeq names its product glutamate/leucine/phenylalanine/valine dehydrogenase family protein. Gene Ontology annotation, molecular function: L-glutamate dehydrogenase (NAD+) activity. Gene Ontology annotation, cellular component: mitochondrion. Gene Ontology annotation, biological process: L-glutamate catabolic process. Bases 1264 to 4884 code for a protein of 1206 amino acids. The record is from RefSeq and is a predicted model, not a curated record. NCBI's taxonomy places the organism in Eukaryota, Apicomplexa, Conoidasida, Eucoccidiorida, Sarcocystidae. The transcript has 17 exons.
GGACACCUGAGUCGCGGUUCCUCCACAGACAGAUGCGGUGGGCGCCUCUCGAUUGUGGCUCCUUCUUCUUCAACAGAGGAAAGGUACCCGGCGCCGUUCGUUCCUGCUGAGUGUACAUGCACAUCUCCAGGUGCAUGAAGCACUUUUCCUCUGCUGGAACACUUCUGCCUUUGUCAGUUUCUCUUCCUCCUCUUGGGCUGCCUCCGCCGUUCGCCUCGCUCUUCGCGGCGAAUGCUGCUCUCUCGCGGUCUGGACUGACCUGGUGCUCACUGUGGAGUCGAAGGACUCAGGGAACGGCGUUUUUCGAGGUGUGUUCCUUUUUUGACGGAAUAUCUUGCGUCUAGUCGGACACAACGCUCGCGCGCGCACAGCAUGUGUUUACUCCCAGCACACCCAUCGUGUUCUCGUGCUGUUUUCUCUAUAUGGGUCCAUUCGACGCGGAGACAUAGGAGAGUCAAACGCGAUUCUGAAAGCGACGCAAGCGUCGACAUCCAGCGGCAGUCCUCGUGUUGGUGUUGGGGAUUCUCAGCACGGUUUUUGAAGACGCGUCUUUCCCCCUUUUUCCUCUUGUCUCACCGCAAGACUGAAAUGGGGACUUCUCCGCCGCGCUGGUCCACGGCGGAAACGACGCUUUCAAAAAGGCGAAGAGUGAACCGCGGCGGAUUUUUCUGCACUGAGUUCUGGAACCUAAAGGCGUCACCGGGUAGAAGCUGGUGGAUUUUCUGACCAACUGUUUCCUCGUUCCUCUCACGCGCGUCCCGUCUGUCUAGGCGUCUCGCUCCAUAUUUGCCCGGACGCUCGGGCAGGAACGCGUGUUUUUGAAUUUCUCUCAUUUCUCAGAGACGGCCUAAACGCCCUCACCUCGUCACUAGACGCGAGCAGGCUCUGUGGUUUGCAGGUAUCUUCCUGCUUUGGUGCGUCUUAUUUUUUUGGGGUGUCGGUGUCUCGUUCCGGAAUGUCGAGAAAAGAUGUCCGGGUGUUUCUGAGCCCCCAAAACGCGGACACUGGUGUGUAUUGUUGAACAGCGCGUCUUCGGUUACAGGCGUUUGCAGAAAAGCCGCGAAAAGACUCGGACUCUUUCGCUGUCUCUCGCGUGCCUGGCGAGGAGGUUUUUGAGUUUUUCUGUCUCAGAACUCAGGCUGCAGUUUGCGUUUUUCCUCCUAGCUGUCUCGCGCGCGCUGCGGUUUCCCCACCGGACCGUCAUCAGAAUUAGAGAACUCGACUUUCUCGACUUUUGCGACGCGUGCAUCCUGCGCUCUCUCGAUGGUGCACGUCUCUGCCUCUCUCCCCUUUUCUUUCUUUCCCCGCUUUUUUCUCUCGCAGCCGAGAGGAACGCGUUCCUUCUGGAUUUGCCGCGCAACGCAAGAAGCCUGUCUCCCCGCCUCCCACUCCCGAGCUGUGUCCGGUGCAUCCCUUCCCUUCUUCCGACCGGCUUUCGCGCAUAUCGUUCCUCGGCUUUCUCUCUCUCUCUCUGCGCGCUAUUCCGACUCGCUCUCCCGAGUUCGUCCUGGACUUGCUUCUGGAAGCCUUCUCUGCGCGAAGAUGGAGACGACCCUGAACGGCGGCGGACGCGCGCCGUCUGCAGUGUUCCACCCGAGCACGUCAGCUCCGGCGAUCUGCUUUCCGAAGCGCCAUGCCUCCUUCUCCUGCUACGACGGCGCUUCGGGAACCUCGCCUUCGACGACUUCGGGAGGCAGCGCAGGUGACCUGGGUGCGCCGGUGUCGCGCAGUCUGCUCGGGGGGCGUCCGGUCGGCAAGCUCGGAGACUCGACGCUCUUCGGGACCGUGGACUUGACGGCGACUUCCGAGUUCCGCCCAAUGUCUCAAAAGUACGCUGCCCAGUACGAAGAGGUGAAGCAAAUUCUCGCGCAGCGCGGCGACCUGUCCAAGCGCGUGAUCAGCGCGAACGCCGACGCGUACUACAACCACCUGGGGUUGAACGAAUACUACUUCCAGACAGCUACGGCCCAGACCGUCGCGAGCAACUUGGCUUGCGUCAUCGCCGCGAAAAUCCUGAACGAGUUCUCGCAUACCGACUACUUCCCCCAAAUUCAACAGGAACGAGACGGAGAAGUCUUCCUCCUCGCCAGAGCCUCUCUGCGAAACCGAAAAGCCUCACAGAAUUUCCAGGUGGAACGCGAGAUCGAGAAGAAGUUUCUGGGGCUCUCUGGAAAGACGACUCCGUACCGCAUGCAAUGCUACCGGUCCUCGGGAUCCUUCUUCGACGACCCUGCUGAUGAAAACGAGCGACUGAGAACCUACUUUCUUCAGCAGCCUGAAUACUGCGCAGAGACAACGAAGGACGGCGUGGAUCCUUCAGAAACGGACCUCUCCAAACUCCUGGAUGUUUACUUUUUUGCGAACAAGAGAAACACAGCGACAGCUGAGAUUUACAGAAGACUCAACGAGGAGGUCGUGCGCGACUCCAGUGGACAGAACCUCUUCAUCAAUGUGGUUCCGCGAGGCACCGGCUACCGCAUGGAUCUUGCCUUCCGCCGGGGACUGCAUACAAAGGAAUUCUUUUCUCGCUUGGGUGAUAGCGUGACGAUGUGGGGCUUCUACUCCCAGCGGAAAUACGUCGAACCUCUCGCAAACGGCGUGUCGAUCAUCACGACCUUCAUCGAGGAACUGCCUGAGGAUCAGCUCACAGACUUCCCUGAAAUGAGCAUGAGCAGACGAGUCGAGCUCCUCGUGAAGGCCAUUCGCAUGCAGUACAUCAUGCAGCCUUGCAAGUUCACUGAGCUUGCCCAGGAGCGCCGCUUGACGGUGCACGAAGCCGCGUACGCGUGGGCUGUUAGCAAGUUCAUCGUCCACUUCUCGGGCACUGUCGGCCCUGCCUUUGGCGCCAUUGAGAAGAUGGUCAAGCACUUUGGCUCGGCGACCCACCUGUCUCACCAAGAGUUGUACGAGCUCCGCACGCGUCUGAAGCUGCCUCCGUUUUCUGAGGACACAGUCCUGAAAGUCGUCGAUUCUCACCCAGACAUGAUCAAGCGCCUCUACGAGGAAUUCCAGGAGAUGCACCACCCGCGUGCUUAUGCGGAGCGAGGGCACGUCCUGAAGAACUGGGAAGAAGAGACUUCGCUGAAGAGGGACAUCCAGUGUCUCGACAGCCCAGACGCGCCGCCGAUUCUGCUCAAGUUCCGGCUUUUCAACAAACACAUUGUGCGGACGAACUUUUGGAAAGACGUGAAGCAAGCGCUCGCUUUCCGGAUGGAUACGUCCUUCCUCCCCGAGGCUGACUACCCAGAGCGCCCCUAUGCCAUCCUCUUCACCGUUGGGACGAACUUCACUGGCUUCCAUGCGCGAUUCGCCGAUGUUGCUCGAGGAGGGGUGCGCGUCGUGCAGUCGUUCACCACGCAGAGCUACCAGAGGAACCGAGACACCGCGUUCGACGAAGUCUACAAGCUGGCGAGCACGCAGAACUUGAAGAACAAAGACAUUCCGGAGGGAGGCAGCAAAGGCGUCAUUCUUCUUAGCAAGACAGACUCGCGCGACGAAGCAAAUGCCCUCACCAAGUCGGCCUUCAAAGCGUACAUCGACAGCAUGCUGGACGUCUUGCUCACGGACCCACGGGUGGUCGAUCGUCUGGGGAAGGAGGAAGUUUGCUUCCUCGGUCCGGACGAGCACACCGGGACUGGAGGUCUGAUGGACUGGGCGGCGAUGCGCGCGAAGGAGAGAAACGCGUGGUUCUGGAAAGCGUUCACAACGGGGAAGCUCCCGGCCAUGGGCGGCAUCCCGCAUGACACGUACGGCAUGACGACGGCGAGCAUCGAGACGUACAUCCAUGGCAUUCUGGAGAAGAAGAACUUGAAGGAGGAGGAAGUGACGCGGCAGUUGGUGGGCGGCCCCGACGGAGAUCUCGGGAGCAACGCCUUGCUGAAGAGCAACACCAAGACGACUUCGAUCGUCGACGGCAGCGGCGUCCUGCACGACCCGGAAGGACUGGACAUCAACGAGUUGCGUCGUCUGGCCAAGAGGCGGUUUGAAGGUUUGCAGACAAGUGCGAUGCUCUACGACGAAAAACUGCUCAGCCCCAUGGGAUUCAAGGUCUCGCAAGACGACCGCGACGUCGUAUUGCCUGACGGCACAGCCGUUGCGUCGGGCUUCGAGUUCCGAGGCAGAUUUCACCUGGACCCUCGCGGAUCGGCGGAUCUCUUCAAUCCGUGUGGAGGCAGACCUGCAUCUGUUACGCCGUUUAACGUGGACAAGAUGUUCGACGAGAAAGGCAAGCCGAGGUUCAAGUUCAUCGUGGAAGGCGCAAACGUCUUCAUCACCGAUGAGGCCCGUCGCAUGCUUGAAGAGCGAGGCGUCAUCCUCUUCAAGGAUGCGUCCACGAACAAGGGUGGAGUCACUUCGAGUUCGCACGAGGUGCUGGCGGCCUUGGCCAUGACAGACGAGGAGUUCGCGGAGCACAUGCAGGUGACAGAUCCGAGCAAUCCGCCCGCGUUCUACCAGACGUAUGUGCGACAAGUGAUGGAGCGCAUUCGCGAAAAUGCUCGUCUCGAAUUCAACGCUCUCUGGGAAGAAAGUCUGCGCACUGGCAAGCCGCGCUGCGAUUUGACCGACGUACUCUCGGCGAAGAUCCUCAGACUCAACCAAGACAUUCACAAAAGUGACUCGCUUUGGCAAGACGACGAAUUGGUGAGCUGCGUGCUUUUGAAGGCGUUGCCGGACGUUCUGGUGCCUGGUUUGAUGAGCAUUGAAACGCUGCGGCAAAGAGUCCCGGAGUCGUACCUGCAAGCGAUUUUCCAGUGCUUCCUGGCGUCGCGCUUCUACUACUCGCAACAGUUCACAGACAAUCUGUCAGCGUUUGCGUUUUUCGACUACGUUCGCCAUUUGAAGGACUCGCAGCGGAGCUCGACAAUGAAGAGAGAAGACAACUGAGAGGCGAGACAAAAGGAGAGAAGACGAGGAAAAGACGAGAAGAAGACGAGAUAACUUUGCAGAUGGCGAGAAGAUCCGUGACAAGAUCUCAGCCAUUCGAAGCUCUCGUUGGUGAGGAGAUCUUCGCGCGAAGAAGCGUUUCUUCGUUGCGAAUAAAGUGUUUCAAGCGUUGAGAAGCCGAACAACCUCUUCGAGCUUCACUUUCUCUCGCGUUCCCUCGCUCGUUCCUUGAACGGAAAGAAAGACAAAAAGACGAAUCGACAGCGAGACCACGUUUUGGAGUGUAACGACAGUUGUUUUCGACUAUUGUUUUCUUGUGUUCACGAAGCGAAACCUGAAGAUAAAACACGGAAGGGCAUUUGUAGGAAGCAGAGCUCUCGUGCACUUUUUCGCGUAAAAGCACUGCGCUCUGCAUGCGUUGUCUGUUGACAAGGGUGGUGAACUUGGACGUACGAGAGGCCCCGUGAGAAGACGAAAAGAGGGUAUUCUUGUGACAAAGAGAAACGCGUGUGGUGGUGGAAAGCGGAAUCGUUUUUCGACGUGUUCCGUCACGUGAAAGUCUGUGCACCGGCUUGUACAUUUUCGCUGUCCAGGGUAUUGUCAGAUAGGCACCGAUGAGAUUCGAAAUUUUUUUCGUGGCCGAAAAUAUGGGUGUCUUCUGGACAGAUGCAUGUGUUUGCAAACAAAUGUUUAUGUGAUCCCCGUCUUCCCUGUUUGUGAACCGCGUUUUCUCGGUUUCUGGAUAUCGCCCGUCGGUUGCCUGGGAAGGAAACGCAUGGUGAACGACCGCGGACGAUCGAAACCGGAGCUUGUGUGGCAGUGUUGCGAAGAUUGGAGAAAUCUGUUUUCUUUCUUUGUAUCAGUGCACAAAAUUUCUCGACAGAGACUUCUUGCGCGAGUGGCGCCCGUUGUCGCCAAUGUCGAAAGACGCGGUAGAGACUUCAGCAACCGCUGGUGAGGAAAACGGAAAUCUCGUCAGUGAGACUAUGAAACUGACAGCCUGUGCUCGGAGAGAGUCUCUCCACUGGCAUUAA